Peromyscus maniculatus bairdii (prairie deer mouse) is the source of this 6137-nucleotide messenger RNA. The record is from RefSeq and is a predicted model, not a curated record. Lineage: Eukaryota; Metazoa; Chordata; Mammalia; Rodentia; Cricetidae.
GGCUCUGCCUGGGGCUGCUAGGUCACUUGUGUUAUCCCAGAGAUGAAUCCCCUUUCCGCCAGUGAUUUGGUUCUUACUCGUCAUUCAGUGAAGACGCCUGGGCUGGGAAAGGUGCUGUGAUCGGCCGGCUUUAGGGAUGGGCAAUGCUGUUGAAAAACAGAAGCCCCUGAGACAAAGCCAUCUGUGCCCUUGGAAACAAGACUCUCAGCGUUCUCAUCUCUCCUCCUUCACCAUGAAGCUGAUGGACAAAUUCCACUCUCCCAAAAUCAAGAGAACACCAUCCAAGAAGGGAAAGCCAGCCGAGGUGUCGAAGACUCCUGAGAAGCCUGUGAGCAAAGAGGCAAGAGACAGAUUUCUACCAGAGGGCUACCCUAUCCCCUUGGAUCUGGAGCAGCAGGCAGUAGAAUUUAUGUCCACCAGUGCUGUGGCUUCCAGGUCUCAGAGGCAGAAGAGCCUGUGCUGGUUGGAGGAGAAAGAGAAGGAGGUGGUCAGCGCCUUGCGCUACUUUAAGACCAUUGUGGACAAAAUGGCCAUUGAUAAGAAGGUUUUGGAGAUGCUCCCAGGGUCAGCCAGCACGGUGCUGGAGGCCAUCUUACCCCUGGUACAGACUGACCCCCGGAUCCAGCACAGCUCAGCCCUCUCCUCCUGCUAUAGCCGAGUAUACCAGAGCCUCGCCAACCUUAUCCGAUGGUCUGACCAGGUGAUGCUGGAGGGUGUGAACUCAGAAGAUAAAGAGAUGGUGACGAGUGUGAAGGGGGUCAUCAAAGCUGUGCUGGAUGGAGUGAAGGAGCUAGUGAGGCUGACCAUUGAGAAGCAGGGGCGGCCAUCACCAACAAGCCCGGUGAAGCCCAGUUCCCCAGCCAGCAAGCCUGAUGGCCACCCUGAGCUCCCGCUGACAGACCGAGAAAUGGAGAUUCUGAACAAGACGACAACAGGUGUGUCACCGUCCACUGAACUGCUCCCAGACUCCACUAGUGAAGAGGUCGCACCCCCCAAACCCCCCUUACCUGGCAUUCGGGUGGUUGAUAACAGUCCACCAGCAUUGCCACCCAAGAAAAGGCAGUCAGCUCCAUCCCCCACCCGCGUGGCUGUGGUAGCCCCUAUGAGUCGAGCUACCAGCGGCUCCAGUCUGCCUGUUGGAAUCAAUAGGCAGGACUUUGAUGUUGACUGUUACACCCAGAGGCGCCUGUCAGGAGGCAGCCGCUCCUGCGGUGGUGAGUCUCCUCGCUUGUCCCCCUGCAGCAGCACAGGCAAACUCAGCCGGUCAGACGAGCAGCUGUCCUCCCUAGACAGGGAUAGUGGGCAGUGCUCACGGAACACAAGCUGUGAAACACUAGAUCACUAUGACCCCGACUAUGAAUUCCUCCAGCAAGACCUCUCCAACGCAGACCAGACCCCUCCACAGAUGGCCUGCAGCCUCAGCCCACUACCGGAGUCCCUGGGGGAGGCUGGGCCACCAUUUCUUGGCCAUCCUUUCCAGCUGCCUCUGGGCAGCUGUCCCCAGCAGGAGGGGCAGCAGACAGACACUCCACCUGCCCUUCCUGAGAAGAAGCGCAGGAGCGCCGCCUCCCAGACCACGGACAGCUCUGGCUGCAGGGUGUCCUAUGAACGACACCCUUCACAGUAUGACAACAUCUCAGAAGAUGAUCUGCAGAACCCCGUCCCAGUCCAGCCUGUGCCCUACACGCCCUUUGCUGCUGUCCUUCCCUUUCAGCAGGGAACUUCCUCAGCCCCUGUUGAGUUUGUGGGUGAUUUCAGUGCUCCUGAGUCAGUGGGUGACCCAGAGAAGCCACCUCCUCUGCCAGAGAAGAAAAACAAACACAUGCUGGCCUACAUGCAGCUGCUAGAGGACUACUCAGAGCCACAACCAUCCAUGUUCUACCAGACACCGCAGAGUGAGCACAUUUACCAGCAAAAGAACAAGAUGCUCAUGGAGGUCUAUGGCUUCAGCGACUCUUUCUGCAGCAGCGACUCCACACAGGAGCUGGCCCCCCCUCCCGCCCUGCCCCCCAAGCAGCGGCAGCUGCAGGCCUCCUAUGCUGCUUCUUCCUUCUCUGUCUCCUACUGUGUCCAGCAAACUAAAGUGGCCUUCACCCCCGAGGACGGCAGUGCCGCUCAGGGCCUCAGUGUCUCCGUGUCUAACUCCUUUCUCAACCGGCACGGCAGCUUGCCUGUGCCCUCGUACAAAUCUGUGUUUAGGUCUUACUCCCAGGACUUCAUGCCUCACCACCAAGCCUCCGUCCAACCUUUCCUUCCGCCUACCUCCUCUUCCUCUCCACAUUUCCCACCUGUCCACGCGUCCCAGAGCUCGGACUUAGCGGUGCCCACCGUGAGCAGUCCGCCUCCCAGCACCGUGGACGGGCCUCUCUCGUCUUCUCAGGACAGCAGCUUUCAUGGGAACCCUGUCCGCCUUCCUUCCGAAACCUCUUUCACUGACUCGAGUGAAAAUGCCACCAGCGAGGAAGUUGGUGGGGGUGAAUAUGUCAAUCUGUACUCCUCUGGCCAGACCAGCGAGGAGCUGGCUCCCUCUGGAGGAGAACCACCCUCGGGAAAGGAUGGCCAUCCCAGAGAUCCCUCGGUCAAUAGUGCAUCUGGGCAGGACAGCAGAGAAAAUGGGGAGAGGUCCCCAAAGUCACUGGAUGCUUUGGAGCCAGCCCAGUCAGAAGAGGAAGUAGAUGAACUCUCCCUCAUUGACCAUAAUGAAAUUAUGGCCAGGCUGACACUCAAACAAGAGGGUGAUGAUGGGCCAGAUGUUCGUGGAGGUUCAGGAGACAUCUUACUGGUCCAUGCUACUGAGACAGACAGAAAAGACCUGGUGCUGUACUGUGAGGCCUUCCUGACCACCUACAGGACCUUCAUCAGCCCGGAGGAGCUCAUCAAGAAACUGCAAUACCGUUACGAGAAGUUCUCUCCCUUCGCUGACACAUUCAAGAAGCGAGUCAGCAAGAACACAUUCUUUGUGCUGGUGCGAGUAGUGGAUGAGCUCUGCCUGGUGGAGCUGACGGAGGAGAUUCUGAAGCUGCUGAUGGAACUAGUCUUCCGCCUGGUAUGCAGCGGAGAGCUCAGCCUGGCCCGAGUACUCCGGAAGAACAUUCUGGACAAGGUGGACCAGAAGAAGCUACUCAGGUGUGCCCAUUCCGACCAGCCUCUGGCUGCCAGGGGUGUCGCAGCCAGGCCAGGGACCUUGCAUGAUUUUCACAGCCAUGAGAUAGCAGAGCAGCUGACGCUGUUGGACGCCGAGCUUUUCUAUAAGAUAGAGAUCCCUGAGGUCUUGCUUUGGGCCAAAGAGCAGAAUGAGGAGAAGAGCCCCAAUCUGACCCAGUUCACGGAGCACUUCAACAACAUGUCCUACUGGGUACGGUCCAUUAUCAUGCUGCAGGAGAAGGCCCAGGACCGGGAGAGGCUGCUUCUGAAGUUCAUCAAGAUCAUGAAGCACCUGCGCAAGCUGAACAACUUCAACUCCUACCUGGCCAUCCUCUCGGCUCUGGACUCAGCACCCAUCCGCAGACUGGAGUGGCAGAGGCAGACCUCAGAGGGCCUGGCCGAGUACUGCACAUUGAUUGACAGCUCAUCCUCUUUCCGAGCCUACCGAGCCGCCCUCUCGGAGGUGGAGCCCCCGUGUAUCCCGUACCUAGGUCUGAUCCUGCAGGACCUGACCUUCGUUCACCUGGGAAACCCAGACUAUAUCGACGGGAAAGUGAACUUCUCCAAGCGGUGGCAACAGUUCAACAUCUUGGACAGCAUGCGGUGCUUCCAGCAGGCGCACUAUGAAAUCCGGAGAAACGACGACAUCAUAAACUUCUUCAAUGACUUCAGCGACCACCUGGCCGAGGAGGCCCUAUGGGAACUCUCUCUGAAGAUCAAACCCAGGAACAUAACAAGGCGGAAAACAGACCGGGAGGAGAAAACCUAGGAGCAAGCUGGGUGUGAGAACGUUCGAGGGCCCGGAGAGGACCUGGACCGUCCCAGCCUCGGAGCCUGUCCACAGCUCGGCUGUGUGGCAGUACCCAAUCCUGCUGGCUGGUUUCCUGCCUCUCUCCCUGUGGCUAAAGCCUCAGAGUCCACAGUGAGCUGGCUGGCAGGCCUCAGGACUUGUGAACUGGCGGGCCCUGGUCUGGUUUUGUUUUCUGUUUUCUCUCAAUGCUCCCUCCUGUUCCUGCUGUCCUCCUCCAGAUGGGGAGCAACAGAGACCUGAGCAGCAGACCAGGACAGGCUUCACCCUUCCACGGCUACCCUAGCCUUCUUAAGUGGCAGAUAAGUGCAGACCCCAGGACCCUUGGGUGGGCUGCCCUCCAGGGCACCUGAAGUCAGGGGAGAUACAGCUGGGAGAUGGGGGGCAGAAGGCAGAAAAGGGCCAUGGCAGGAAGCUUUUGCUGUCCAUUCCCUGCCUUUUAACUAUGGAGGACGGGGCGUGUAGACCUGGCCCAGAAGGUGUGGUGGGUGACAGGCAGCAGCCACAGAGCUGGCACUUGUCACAGUACUGGCCCCAGACCUGCCCUGCCGUGCCUGGCUGCAGGGGCUCACCUGCUCCACCGUGACAGGACCCCCAGGAGCGCCCGCCCACUGUGGGCCCAGCCCACCCACAGCACGGCGCUCUGGGAUCAGGAGGGAGUGAGUGUUCAUGCUGAGCUGGGGCCAAGGCUGGGCUUCUGAACGGAUCAGAGAGUGAGGCUCUUUAGUGACCUAGGGAGAGGCAAGCAGCCCCUCCAUGCUUGCUGUGUGCCUUAAUGCCAUCUCCUGUCCCUUCCAGGCCUAUGGGCUUCCCUCCUACUCCACCCCACCCCUGAACCAGCAGGUCCCUAGUCCCUUUCUGCACCCUGCAAAUGUCUGGUGUCCCCGAGAAGGGUGUGAGUGCCUCCAGAGGCCUGACCCCAGGCAGGCACUCUUCCCCCAGUAUGGAGCCACCCACUGCUGCUGAGGUCGACAAUCGAGGGCAAGAUGUUCAGGGCUCAGUGCUGGGCUCUCCCAGGCCGUGGCUCCAUGGCCACCACUGGAGCUGGUUGGCAGGGUGCAGGUCGGAAUCCAGAUGUGCUGCUGGCCCUGCCCCAUGCCUCCAGUUCACUUUUGCAUGAACAAGCACCCAUUUCUUCUGGUCGUGGGACUUGGUCAAAUGGAUACCAGGAUCUCUGUGCUUCCUCAGCCCAGUCAUCACAGCAGAGGAGAAGACAGCAACAGGUGCUGGCCGGGCACAAGUUCAAAACAACUGUCGCUCUGAGCCCCUCCUGGGUUGUUUUUUGUUUUUUUGUUUUGUUUUUUUAGCAGCUUUUAUCAAAAAGGAACUAUGGGCUAUUCUUCCCCUCUCCUGGUUAUUUGUGCUGUAAAUAGAGGGGGGCAUCUGUGAACAGCCCCUUGGCCGGCUCCCUCUGGCAGCAGCCAGGUGGGUUGUUUAAGGAGUGUGUGUGUGUGUGUGUGUGUGUGGAGUCAGGCUUGUGAGCAGUCGUGUGGGUCUUUGGUUUGUUUCUCCUUUGCAGGUCCUUUCAUUUCAGUCUCUGCCUCCUGCCCUCAGCAGCUCGGAGUGCUUGGUGUGAUUGGGGCCCUGUGCACACAGGGCCCUUCCCCCAGCCGCCUUCUGUAGCCCAGGCUGUCGGGCCUGCUGGUGCCACAGCAGACAGUGGGUCUGUGGUCUGGCAUCCAUGGGUUCCCAAGCAUGAGCUGGGUGGAAGGGAAGGCUCACCUUCCAGAUCCAGAAAAGCCAGGGCCUCCUGUAGUCCUGGGAGCCAGGACAGCGAGGUGUGAUGUGUGGGUUUAACUUAUUAGCCAACAGGCUUCCCUAGUCACCUGCCUCUGGCUGAGGCUGAGCCCAGUGCUCACUGCAGCCUGGCUUCCACGUGUCUUUUUCUCGGGGGUGGGGGGCUGGGAGAGCUGUGGAGAUCAGUCUCUGUAGGCAUACUGAAUGCCAUGGACAAUUUGGUUCUCAGCAGAGGCCAGCCCUUACCUGUGGGUUUGGUAUGGCCAAGACUAGGGCAAGCAAAUGCCACAUCUGGCUGACCCUUGAACCGAAACACCUGCCUAAUGCCUCCCAGUGUGAUGCUGUAAUAUAAAUCCCCCACUAACCUGUCGACAGUGGCAUCUUCCUACAGACAUUACAAGCUCGUAACUUUUAUAUGAAAAAAAUAAACAGACAAAAGCCCGUCUGA